Molecule: messenger RNA, 4137 nt
Organism: Symbiodinium sp. CCMP2592
Lineage: Eukaryota; Dinophyceae; Suessiales; Symbiodiniaceae
Source: the annotation of a GenBank genome assembly
AUGCCCGUUGAGGGAAUCGGGAGCAACGAGGAUGCCACAUACGUCCCGCAUCCCAGACACCAGUGGUCUGUCCGAUCCCGCAUUUUCACCUCUGCUAUCAAUGGCUUUCGUCUUCUAUUCCUGACGUAUCUGGAACGCCUGAAAGAGCUCUGCGUUGUCCAGAAUGCUGGCAGCGUGGCUGAGAUAAUCGAACCCGAUCCGGAGCUCGGAUACUCUGCGGCCACACCAGUCGUUGUAGACUGGGACAUGGAUGGGAAGAAGGAUUUCAUCUUAGUCGCCGGAGGUCGGAUCCGGUUCUUCAAGCAGAACAUGACCAACCAGCUCGAAGAGGUGGUCGGUGAAAAGAACCCUUUCCACGACAUCCAUUUAGGUUGGACCUUCGCCCGCGUCAGCAUUGUCGAUUGGGAUGGUGACGGCGACCUCGACUUGAUCGCGCCAAGUGGCAGUGGCGUGGCCUAUUGGGAGCAGAUCAACGGCAACUUAGUGCUCCGAGCUGGUCAAGCCAAUCCUUUUCUUGCAGUCAAGUCCCACUUCAUCGACAAUGCCCGAGGCUGGGACGGAAACUACGGCGCACCCACGGCAGUCGACUGGGACGGAGACGGCGAUCUGGAUUUGAUCCUGGGGCAAGCAGAUGGCACCCUGCUCUACUUCGAGCGCAUGGAGAACGCACACCUUGCAGAGCGAAGCAGCCAUGCCAAUCCUUUCAACGGGUCUGAUAGCAGACGGAACCUGCGGAUCCGCCGGAUGGCAGGAGAGCUGCCAAGCAAAAGCUCCCAAAAGGCGGCUCCCUUCCUGUAUCGGUUCUUGGAUGUGACGGGCAAAGCGAUUUCCGAAGAUCAGGUUACCACCGAGCACAAUUUUGGGAUUAUUGCAGCAUAUUGUGGGAGCUUCGCGGGCGACUUGCCAACCAAAAAGGAGGCCGCAGUGCUAUGGGCCGGCUCUACGUUUCGGCUGAACGAUCCCAUCGAUAGUGUUGCCCAACAGGCUUGGGCUGAAGAUGAAAGCGCCAUUUUGAGGAGCUUCGCUUCCUGGGCUUGCGACCGAGCUCAGAGGAAUGCCAAAGCCAGGAAAGGUGAAGAGCACGAGAAGAUGCAAGCUUUGAAGCAAAUCAUCCAAAGCAAAAAAGAGGACAUGCGGCCAGAUACACAGCCGGCCGAGAGCAAGGAUGAAGCGCAUGGCGACGACGACGACCACGCCUGCCAGCGAGAGGGAGAGGACAAGGAGGCUGACGAUGAAGAAAUGGAGGAGGAAGAGGAAGGGGAAAAUGCCCCGGAGCCACCGCAGGAUAAGAAGGAGGGAGCCCAGAAGUCCCCCAAGGAUAAGAAGGAUGAACCCCAGAAGUCCCCGAAGGAUAAGAAGAAAGAUCCCCAGAAGUCCCCCGAGGAUAAGAAGAAAUGUCCCCAGAAACCCGAGGACAAAGACAAAGAUUCUCAGAAGCCGAUUGACAAGGUCAAAGCGCAUUGGGCCCCCAAGUUCCGGGAGUUGGCAAAGAAGGACGACCGUUUGGAGUUGGACGAGCUCGUGCUGACAGGAUCCAAAGGGUCAUGGACUAUUCGAUUGGAGGGUCACGAGACUACCAUUUCCCCGAGGUUCACGCCAUCUUCCGGACACUGGUACGUGACCGAUCCUGACCCGGGCCGAAUUCCCGGAUUGAACCUCAAAUACAAGAUGGACUUUGCUAUCAACCAAAAGGGCGGCCUCACCAUGGGAUGGAACCACUUCGACAGCUUGGAGCUUUCGCCUGGCACCCAAAAGUUCGUUCGGGAUUGGGGUCAGCUUGAGUUCCUUCGGGUUUUGGCUUCGCAUCGCAUCAAGGUGGAAGGCUGCUUUACAUGCAGCUGGGUGGCAGCUGUGAAUGGGUUCUGGCAACUCCGGCAGCACGAGCAUACGCAGAAGCCUCGCUCCAAAAGGUUAGCAGGCAUGGCUGACUGGAUGUUAAGCGACCUGGCCCUGUCUCGCGAAUGCUUGCUUGCAUUGGCCUAUGCUGGCUUUCCCAGCUUGAUGUUACACCUUGUCGACUACAUAGCCCAGAAUGCAACUGGCUCCAACCGAGUUCGAGCUGAAGCCUCGGUUUUGAUUGCCUUUAUGUCAUACGACAGCAGCAAGGAAGAUGCCCAGAAUCCUUUCCCAGAGUAUGAGGAGACGCCGCCUGGAAAGAGAACUUUCCAAGGCAAGAAAGCCGGCAGGGGCCCGCUGAGAGUCGAUUCCGCUGCCACACUAGUUGUGGAAACCCCGCCGCCGAAGCUGAAGCGGCCUGGAUCGACCGAAUUGUCAGGAUCUCUUUCGAAGAAGGUCAGGCAUGCUUUAAAAGCUGAUGCAACAAAGGCACAAAAGAACCUCGAGGAUGAGUUUGAGGAGGCUGAUUGCAGCCAGGGCCAGGAGGAUCCAGACACCACAGCCAACAAAGAAGCCCCCAAAGGCAAGAGAACAUCCCCUAAGGCCAAGGCCAAAGCAAAGAACAAAGCAAGGGUUGCCAGCAGCAAACCCAAAGCCACCAAGCCCAACGAAGACCCCAGCAAGACCAAGCCCAAGAAGGACUCUGGCAAAACACCCGCGACCAAGCCCAGCAAGAAGCCUGACAGCAAAGCAAAGGCCAAGGCCACGCCCAAAAAGGACUCUGGCAAAACAGCCGCGACCAAGCCCAGCAUCGACGAUGGAAGCGAGACCGAAGAGCCCAGUGACAAGAAAGCUAGGUCUAGCAAGGAUCCCAUGCCCAGGUCUCCCAAGAGAUCUCCGAAGAAAGCAGGUGCCAAGCCGACAUCCCCACAGAAAAGCAAGGCAAGCAAGAACGAGCAGGAGGAGCAAAGCAUGGACGAAAAGAAAAAGAUAGCACACAGGAUGUACAUGCGAUUCUACAGAAGUGUCCACAGCAAGAACAAGAUGAGCAGUUUGUACGAGGACUUCCUCCAAACGGAGGGGAACUGGGGCAAUAGUCUGGUGUACAAAAGCAUCAAGUCCAUCACCCGCAACGGACGUCGCGGCAUUCGCCGCUGGCUCACAAAGCGCCAAAUGUUGACCGUGUUCGACUCCGCAGAAGUCGUGGACAGCAUUAUCGCCCGCAAAGAGACAGACGAUUACCUUCGGUCUACGGAAGUCAGGGAGCACCCGGACUGCCCAGGACUCAUGCAGUACUUGGUGCUUGUCGAGGAGGAAGUGACAGACGAGGAUAUCGAGGAUAUGGAUGAGAUUGAGGAUAUGUUCCGGAUGGAGGACGUGAUCGGCCAGCUCAGCAAGAUGAUUCGCGACCACAACACAAAGAUUGGAGAGCUGGAAGGUUUGUUUGGGGCUAAGAGCAAGACCGUGCAGAACGCCGUUCGGAAGGAGGUCAAUGAUGCCAUCGCACAGCUCACGGCCUGCAGAGCAAACUUGCAGGCUGCUAUCGAUGGGCAUCAGGAGGAGCAGAUGUUGUCGAUGACCGACGCCGCCAAGGAUCUGAUGAAGAAGAUGGAGGGCUCAGUGCUUGCAUUCAGCAAGAAGAAAAGUGCUCUCCCGCCUUCAUCAGAAAUGGUGUUCGACAUGAUCGACAAUGACGCUGCUGGUGCUCUGCUGCCCGCCCCGCUCACGAAGAUGGGAUCCUUUUGCGGCAAGAACAAUGCCCGUGACUUUGCACGAUCCGUUCGGCUUCCCGUGGUGCUUGCUUACGCCCCUACUUACGUGGAAACCAUCGUCAAGAAGAAGGCUGAUUCGGAGGAAGAAGUACGUGUAAAGAUUCCGUUUCUCCUCCCCCACUGCAUACUGGCCUAUGUGUUUGACGAGCUGGGCCUCAACAUUAGUACAGAUGCCCUAUCCAAGUAUUGGAAGCACUGCAAGCGCUACUGUCCCUGGGCUUCCGAUCCCGCUUUCGAUGGCACUCACAUCCCUGUAACACUCUACGGGGACACGGCUCGAUAUGGGCAAGGCUACGAUCAAAGCAAAGUGACAGGUUGCUUUUUGAUGUUCUUGGUGGAGAAUGGGUAUUUUGGAGACCCGGUCGCCAAUUCCUUGCACAAGCUCUUGGUUGUUGCCUUCCGCGAUUUUAAGACAUUCCAAAGGUCAUUUCAUCAUCAACUGAAAGAUGUCAAGCACCGACGUCUCAACACACGGCUGCACCACACGUUUCGUGAAGAAGAUGCUAUGCGGUGGCUGAAAGGUGCCUGA